UUCGAGUUCUCGUUUACUCUAUAUUCUAAGAAGAAAAGUCUCUCCUUUUUCAUAUCAUAAAACAAUUAUUUUCUCUUUAUCUCUUGUGCUGCCUUUGUCUCUGAAAGAGUCUCUCGGACUUGCUUUUGGGCUUUUUUUAUUGACACAUGAUGAUUGCGGUAAGCAUGGAGGCAACUGCUUCCACUGACGAGUACGAACACAAUAUAACGGACGUUAUGUAUGUAAUAAAUAAUAUUCCGGGGCCCGAAGUAGACGUAGCGGACUUUGAAGCGGAAUACGUCGUGGGUUGUUCCUGCGCGGUUGAAUGUGAUAAUUGUUCGUGUACUCGUGGUUCCGCUAAUUAUGUCAAUGCUCGAAUUGUCGACGAGAAAUUAGUUGGUCCGGUAUUCGAGUGCAACCCUCACUGUAAAUGUGGACCAAAUUGCGGAAAUAGAUUAGUACAGAACGGUCCGUUAAAUUGUUUGAUUGUGAAAGAAGUCGCCGGCAAAGGUCUCGGUCUAUUCACAACUAAAUCAAUCAAAAAGGGUCAAUUUAUCUGCGAAUACGCUGGUGAAAUAAUCGGCCUGCAAGAGGCGCGACGUAGAAUUGAAGCCAAUAAAAGGCAUAAUACAAUGAAUUAUGUUCUCGUAGUGAGAGAACACAUUGGUGAUCGUAUUAUUGUCACUUGUAUAGAUCCAAAAUAUUUUGGUAACAUUGGACGUUAUGCUAAUCAUAGCUGCGAUCCUACAUCUAGCCUUGUCCCGGUCAGAGUAGAAAGUAUCGUGCCUCGAUUAGGAUUGUUUGCAUCUAGGAAUAUAGAGAACGAUGAAGAAGUGACUUUUGAUUAUGCUGGUGGUGUAAUGGCUAAUUCCGUCCAUUAUCUCAGUGAUACUCCUUGUCUUUGUGGUUCUAACAAUUGUUUCCAUUAUUUACCACACAAUCGAAUUUGACAGUAUAAAGUAUUCUUGUACGAUAUUAUAAUAGUGACAAAGAAAUUAGAUUAAAAAUGUUCAAAAUUUAAAUAUCACAGAUUUCAUCUAAACUAAUUGCGUAAAUUAGAAAAAGUUGUAUCUUGAAACUUGAUAUUGUAAAAAUCAAAACAUUGCAAUCAUUAUAAACUU
Messenger RNA from Camponotus floridanus (Florida carpenter ant), 1100 nucleotides. RefSeq names its product histone-lysine N-methyltransferase SETMAR. Lineage: Eukaryota; Metazoa; Arthropoda; Insecta; Hymenoptera; Formicidae. The record is from RefSeq and is a predicted model, not a curated record. The transcript has a single exon. Gene Ontology annotation, cellular component: nucleus. The coding region runs from base 147 to 929 and encodes 260 amino acids. Gene Ontology annotation, molecular function: histone H3K9 methyltransferase activity; zinc ion binding; protein binding.